This is a messenger RNA of Diabrotica balteata, 1446 nucleotides long. The record is from the annotation of a GenBank genome assembly. Lineage: Eukaryota; Metazoa; Arthropoda; Insecta; Coleoptera; Chrysomelidae.
AUGAAGUUAAUGAUUCUGAGUGUUGCCGUAGUUUGUAUAAUUUUAUCAGCUGAGUGUACAAUUGAAUUCAAAUAUCAUAAGAAUGACGAAUUAGAAACAGUUCUUAGAUCAUUAGAAGAGAAAGGGAGGAAGGUUUUGGAGACGCGUUUAUACACGAUUGGAAAUUCUUCUAGUAUAACAAAUCCAGUACCGUUGUGGGUUUUAGAGCUAACAGCGGCGAAGAAGUCACAAUAUGGCGUUCCAAAUGUGAAAUUGGUUGGCAAUAUGCACGGAAAUGAAGCUGGAGGAAGGGAGAUUUUAUUACAUUUUAUAGAGUAUUUGAUAGACCAAUACAGCCAAAAGAACAAAACAGUGCUUUGGCUUCUUCAAAACACUAAACUCCACGUAAUUCCAACAAUAAAUCCCGACGGGUUUGCCAAUGCUGCGACUGUUUGUGACGGAGCUACCGGCAGAUUCGUUUUAAUCGACGGUAGCAAAAUCGAUUUAAAUAGAGACUUUCCCAACUACUUUCUGCCAAGUCCAGAGCAAGAACAAGCAAAGGAGACGAAAGCAAUAAUAAAAUUAAUGAAAGAUACUAAAUUUAUAUUGUCUGCGGCACUUCACGAAGGUGCACUAGUUGCCAACUACCCUUAUGAUCAGAAUCCCGAAUUUUAUAGAAGAGAAUUUUUAACACCAGACGACGACGUAUUCAAGUUUUUAGCAAAGACUUAUUCAGACAAUCAUCCAGAAAUGCAUACCGAAGUACACUGUGAAGGUGUGCAACAAACAUUUGAACAUGGUGUCGUAAACGGAGCUGAUUGGUAUCAAGUAGAAGGUGGCAUGGGAGACUACAACUAUAAUUACCACGGAUGUAUGGAACUCACUCUGGAAUUAUCCUGUUGCAAAUAUCCCCCAAAAGAACUUCUUCCCAAAUUAUGGGACGAUAAUAGACAGUCACUUUUGCUGUAUUGUAUGCAAGCAAACAGAGGAGUAACAGGAAGAAUAUUGGAUUUCAUUACACGUAAACCUGUAGAAGCUAAAUUAAAGAUAGAAGGUAGGGAUGCAGUAAAAAUAGGAAGAGAGUCUAAAGAAAUAUACUUUAAAAGUUGGGACAAAACUGGAGAAUUUUGGAGGCUUUUGUUACCUGGAACUUAUGUAUUAAAAGUUAAGGCCACCGGUUAUUAUCCGAUAACUAAGACGUUUGUAGUAAAAGAUAAUUUACCUUUUCCAAAACUCACCUAUUUGGACAUAUCUCUCCUACCCACUACAGUAUCCACAACGACGCAUUUUACUCCUACGGACAAAACGAGUUCAGUCUCAGUCAUAAACCUGACAUCACGUUUUAGUGAUAUGGAUGAUACGGUAGUGACAGGAGUCCAAGAAGUAAGAAACGGACUUGCGGUCCGGAACAAAUACAGCAUCAUAAUGCUGGUGAAUCUGGUUGUUCUGUUGGUUCAUCUAACGUGA